This is a messenger RNA of Blepharisma stoltei, 435 nucleotides long. The record is from the annotation of a GenBank genome assembly. Lineage: Eukaryota; Ciliophora; Heterotrichea; Heterotrichida; Blepharismidae.
AUGGCGUUCGCGCCAAAAAUUGGAAGUGUUAUCCUGAGUUGUUUUCUCGCGAAAACAAACAGCAAAAGUGAGGAGAUAUGUGCAAGCGUAAAUCUUUGCAGUGAUUUUUUAUUUGUGGAGCUUGGAGAGUUGAAGAUGGGUGAUUUCCUGAUGGCCAAUCUUGGAGGAAUGCAAAUUGGUGAUUCACUGGGAAAAACAAACUCAGCUUUUGCAACAUUGAAGAGCUCUGUGUUGUGUUUUUGUUUUGUUGAUGUUAUUAUAUUUGUAGUAGUUGAUGUAGUUGAUUCUGAAAUUGAUGCUGAAGUUGAUGCUGAAGUUGAUGCGGAAGUUGAUGCUGAAGUUGAUGUGGAAGUUGAUGAAGAAGUCGAAGCUGAAACUGAAGCUGAUGCUGCAGUUUUUGCUGUAGUUGAUGCUGAAGCUGAAUUUAUUAGUUAG